AUGGCCUGCACGGAGAAUACCCCACCGCCUAAGGACCUUCAAAAAUGGUACGAUGAGCUAUAUGCAGAUCUACCAGAUCUGCCUGAUGCUUUGGAGGAAUCCUUGAGGUCGAAAUACGAUUUCCGCAUAGGUGUUCGGGAGAACAACAAUGUUCCCAUUACAUAUCUCGACCAGGACGACAGUGGUACCUUCGAUCCAGCUAGCAAAAAGCCACCAGAAUGCGUGGUUAUCAACAGAAAAAAGCGGGAAAGGAGAGAGCGCAUCGAUGACGGGACACCCAAGAAACUCAAGACCAACACGUGGCAGGGAGGAAGACGGACGGGACGUCAACUUCCAGUGGUGCUCAAAUUCACCUCUGAAAAUGGACGAGCAACACUGAAGGACUUCGGAACUUCACUAGACGACUGGCCAGAGCGCUUGCCGGAUCCAGAUAGCAGUGAUGAUAGCCCGAUUGACUGGCUAGAAUUCCAUGCCCAACCAUAUGAUCUUCGCGAACGUAGGAGAUGUGAUCUUUCGAAUCCUGCAAAUGCGGCUUGGGAUGAUGACCUCCGUUUGGAAGACAUAACGCUAGGCUACCCAGCUUACCGAGGAUGCAAAGGAUGCUUUGACUGGGGAUUCCGUUGCCCCUUGCUGGACGAAGGGUCCAGAUACCCAUGCGCAGAAUGCGCUGCUGACGAUGCAGAGUGCGAACUCAUUGUGGAACCGGCUGUGAAGCGCACGUGUGAAGGAUGUCGUAGCCGGAGACAGCAAUGUUCUUACAGAGAAAAGGGAGACGACCAUAGUAAACCAUGCCAGCAGUGUGCCAAGGCUUCUCGAAAGUGCGUGGCGGGACCGGCAAGUGGAAGGACAAGGACCGGGCCAUCGCUGGGCCAAGGUGCCCCUCGACUUGCCCCUCGACCCCGAAAACAAAACGCUCAACCCCGAAAACAGUGUGCUCAGACCCGAAGAUCAAACGUUGGCUGUACCCAACGCCUACGAGACAAGGAAUUGUGCUCGCACAUAUCUUACAUGGAGCAGGCAGAGUGCGGCCGUUGCUGCAGGGGAGGUACAUCCUCUACCGUCGAGUCACCGGAAUCCCCAGCCCCCAUGUCUAGCAAAGGGAGGGAAAAGGAGCAUGAAAUCUGUAGCCACAAGCGAAGCCAGCCUGCGGCUGCAGAGCCAACGGAGUCGAAUCGAUACCGGACCAUUACUACUAAGCUUGCCCACCCUAUCCAAUUCAACUAUGCAUAUGAUGAUGAUGAGGGAACAGCGCCGUGUCACUGGUGUGAAGAUGCGAUUUACGGGAUUCUUGGACUUGGGGAGGUUGAAGUUGGAAUCUUUGACAACGAAGACGGUCAAGGCUUCAUUGAAAUCGUGGACGGCCACGCAGCAACGUAUGGUCAUAGCCGUAUGUGCGAGUUUUGCACAACGGAUCGCCUCAAGGUUACCGCUUGCAAAAAUCAUGAAAUCGAGCCCAUCGCGAGCAUGGACCCAGACAAAUUCGAUUACAAAGGCGUUAUGGAGUGGAUGAUGCCAGGCAUGGCGUCGUUGGCGCCGUUUGCAUGGUGCUCUAUAUGCCCUAGCCCUGCGUUCUAUUGUUGCUCCGCGAAACCAGGUAUCGAUAUGAUUGGGCAAGAGGAGGAUCUCUAUCUAGGGGAUCAGAAAGGGUGUGGCUUGUUGUUAUGCGAGUCCUGUGCUGUCACCUUGAUUGGCGGGCACGAAGGAAAGCUGGACAGACUGAUUGAUAGCCUGGAAAAGGAUGGAGAAGAUGGAGGGUUUGGAAUACGAGCGGACGCAAACUUUCUACAUUCAAAAGGAGAACUUCUGCGGAGGAUGGGACUGUUUUAG
Letharia lupina is the source of this 1827-nucleotide messenger RNA. RefSeq lists its product as uncharacterized. The record is from RefSeq and is a predicted model, not a curated record. Gene Ontology annotation, molecular function: zinc ion binding; DNA-binding transcription factor activity, RNA polymerase II-specific. Gene Ontology annotation, biological process: regulation of DNA-templated transcription. NCBI's taxonomy places the organism in Eukaryota, Fungi, Ascomycota, Lecanoromycetes, Lecanorales, Parmeliaceae. The transcript has a single exon. Bases 1 to 1827 code for a protein of 608 amino acids.